AUGGAAAGACCUGCUCUGAAGAUUACAUGUAGUCUUCUUGCUGGAUGCCUGCACUACAGCCUCUUGGCAGCCAUCUCGUGGAUGCUGAUUAUGUCAACGGAUCUUUACCUGAAGACCAAACGUCCGUUUGCUGACCAUGAACAACGCUUUGUUAACAGUCGUUACAUUGGUUGGAUUGGACCUGCCAUUGUUGUUGUGACGACUGCUGGUAUAACGAGGGAGAACUACGCAACUGACAAGUGCUGGUUGGAUACCAGGUCAGGUGCCAUUUGGGCUUUCAUUUCUCCUGUUUGUCUUACACUUCUGAUUGUCAUGGUACAGUUGGUGAUUACUGGAUACGUAGCUUUUGAAAAAUCCAAAUUACCGAACCAAACACGCAAGAAAACUCAGAAACUCAAACAAAUCAGAACUCUAUUCCUUGGUAUGCUUCUGCUUACACCAGCUGUUGGACUUACAUGGAUUUUUGGUGUUAUAAUUGUCUUUUGUGAUUCGGAAAUGAUGGAAUACAUAUUUGUAUUCGUAAAUUCCAUGCAAGGAUUUUUCAUCUGGCUCUCACAGUGUGUUUUUAGCGAAGAGGUUCAGCUUACAUUGAUGAAGAGGUUCAAAAAUCAAAUAAGACAUGAUAUCAGCAUCAAUACUAUUAUGAGCAACAGUACCACUAACACCAACUGUGUUACGAUUGAAGACUUGUAGGCCUACGUUUUAGCCCUAUCCAGACUAUAAAAUUUUCUUUGAAAAAAAAACUGCUGUAUGCACAUAUAUAGUCAUGAUGUGCCUAUAUAUGGCCAUGAUGUGAUGUCAUCAUGACCAUAUUAAGGUUUGUUUUAAAUUUGAUUGCAGGUUCAGUUGACACUGAUGAAGAGGCUCAAAAAUCAAACAGGACAUGAUAUCAACAUCAAAAUGAGCAACAUCAGCAUUAACACCAACCAUGUUACGAUUGACCUGUAGGCCUAAGGUUUUAGUUUCCUCAGCGAAAACCCCAAGAAAUAUAUUUUGUAGACUCGGUUUUAAUACAUUUGGUCAAUCAAUCAGAUUGAAAACUGAUAUAAUACAUUUUGGUUAAAAUAUAUACAUAGUUGAACAUCACAUGCACAUGAACAUGAAUAUGCAUAAAAGGCCCUACCUAAUACAGUAAUAAAUUUUAAAAAUAAAAAAAAUAAUUUUAACAAUAUUAAGAAAUCUGUUUGCAUGCGUUUUUGCCUAAAAUAACAGGAAAUUUAAAAAUGAAUCUUUUAUGACAUUAUGUGGCAGUAGGUCCUUAUGUAGAAUGGAGACGAAUUGCCCAAAAGGGGGUCUGAGGUCCAGGCAUGAUGGCCGAUCUCCCUGACACAAUCAAAGUAGACAUGCUGCAUUUUUGGCCGUUAACAGAACUGGUUCAUGGCACCCGGCUUUUGGAAAAAUCCGGGUUAUAAUAUCCUGCUGGUUUGUUGAAUAGUGAUGGGUUCUUAAAUUAUUUAUUGCCACUGAAGCCCAUGAGAUGAAGUGAGUGAUUGUAAUGGGUUUCUUGUUUACAUUCCAAUGACUAUGUUGCUGGCCAGUACUUUCUUGUUAACUCCCAAUGGACAUUAUUCUUAAAACCAAUUAAAGUUGAAGUUUAUGGAGCUGCUAACAGCUCCCUCUGGACCAUUUGACAGCUCACUCUCAACUAUCAGACAGCUCUCUAUGGACCAUUUCUGCUAAUGGGGACUUUUUCUGCUAAUAGGCUUUAUAAAUGAAAAUGUUAUGUACAAUGGACAAGAGAAUUGGCUGUAAUAAAAUACCCAACUCCCAGGUGACGAUCUGUU
This is a messenger RNA of Anneissia japonica, 1784 nucleotides long. Its product is annotated as adhesion G protein-coupled receptor L4-like. Gene Ontology annotation, cellular component: membrane. Lineage: Eukaryota; Metazoa; Echinodermata; Crinoidea; Comatulida; Comatulidae. Bases 1 to 693 code for a protein of 230 amino acids. The transcript is spliced from 5 exons. Gene Ontology annotation, biological process: adenylate cyclase-activating G protein-coupled receptor signaling pathway; cell surface receptor signaling pathway. Gene Ontology annotation, molecular function: G protein-coupled receptor activity. The record is from RefSeq and is a predicted model, not a curated record.